AUGAGAGUUGCUUUUGCUUUUCGUCCAUUUCCAGCUAACUGCAAACCGUCAUGUGAUGCUACUUUACCUGCUACACCUAUUUCAACUUAUCCCUUACGAACGUCUUCAUCAAUUCCAUUCACUCACACACAACGACGACAAUCAACUAUAAUACAUGUCAAUGGUCUUCCGUAUAUAGUUAUUCGUUUAAUCGGUGAAGGACUUCAUAGUCGAGUUUAUGCAGCAUAUGAUCCUCGAAUAAAUCAAUCCGUAGCAAUAAAAGUAGUUCAAAAUAUUGAUCCAAUUGAUAGUCAUGAACAUUCGAAAAUGUUUUUCAAAGAAAUACGUUAUUUAACAAAAUUGCAAUCACGUAAUCCAUAUGUUAUUCGAGUUUAUAAUCAUGAAUAUGAUAGUAAAACACAAACGGGUAAAAUUGUUAUGGAAACUGGACAUGAUUUUCGUUUUAUGUUACCAUUACAAGCAUCACCAAAAGAAAAAAAAAUGACAAUAGCACAAACGAAAUUUUAUUGGUCUCAAAUGGUUGAAGCUGUUGCAAUACUUCAUCGAAAUGGAAUCGUUCAUUCAGAUAUCAAACCAGAAAAUUUCAUUUUGACACCUGGCGGACAGCUUCGUAUUAUUGAUUUAGGUCUUUCUUUUCGUACACCUGAAUAUAUGCCACCAGAAGUAUGUCAGAUUCAAGAUGGUCAUUAUUCUCGUCAAGGUCGAUCAUCAGAUAUUUGGGCAUUAGGUGUUCUUCUUUUUGAAAUGGUCUUUGGCUAUCGACCAUUUGAGCAUGUUCACGAUAAUUUUGAUAAAAUGUCUCAUAUUGCUCAAUUAGUAGAAAAUCCAGUCAUUCCACCAAUAAAUAAUCCUCAUCUACGUGAUAUUCUUCAACAAUGUUUACAAAUAAAUCUAGAACAACGUCCUAGUGCUCAAAAAAUUUUACAACAUCCUUUUUUUAACUUUGGAACUAAUUUAUAA
This is a messenger RNA of Rotaria sp. Silwood2, 960 nucleotides long. NCBI's taxonomy places the organism in Eukaryota, Metazoa, Rotifera, Eurotatoria, Philodinida, Philodinidae. The record is from the annotation of a GenBank genome assembly.